AUGAAUCCGUUUUCAUGUUUAAGUUUUGUUCACCUUUUUACUGCUUUGGCGUUAAUCGGCACAAAUGGAAUCACGGGUUUACAAAGGAGUCAUGUAAAUCGACUUCCAAGUCGGGAUGGACGUAGCACAAAAGGGUUAAGAAGCAUAAGGUCUAACAGUCGACAAUCUAAAACAGAGGGCGGUCCUAUCAUCGACAUUGUAAAAAGUUGGAGGAUCAAACGAGACAACAGCCACCUGCAGGCUAACAAUGACAGUAAUUCAAAGCCAUGCAAGGGAAAUUCGUGCUUAUGGAGUGCAAAACAGCCUUUCAAAACCAAACCGAGGCGUUCAGUGGUAAAUCGCCGUCGAAGAAGACAGUCUGUCUUCUUAGCCAAAGCACUUGACAUGUUGGAUCAUGCUAGACCUGGGGAAGAUAGCAACUUUGCCACUCGCGCAACGGCAAAUAGGCCAUUCAAGCCAAUUACCACCAUUAAUAAUAACACAAACAAAAUUACAGUAAAAAAUUCUACGCUGAUUAACAAGCCUACAAUGAACCAGUCUGGAGAUAAAAGACAGGGAUGGUCUGAUCCCACCGGCGAGAUGAGACCGCGUUUCUUUUUCAAUAGUGCACCCGCAGAAUACGUCGAGCAGAAACCUCCGUCUUUGAGAGCUGGUACGGGACCAGAUAAUUUAGCAUUGCCUCCAGAGACUAGAGCAGGGCCACCUGUACCUGCCCACUUGCACCGGAUGAAUCCAUUCUUAAAAGGAGUCAAUAAUGGCUUACACGUGGGAAAGCAUCCUGUCCACUUUCCGCACAUACCAGCUACUUUCGUCGGUAAUCCCUUAUCCCAUCGCAUGACUGGUCCGUCCCAUUUCCAUAAUCAUCUACGUCACCAUCAAUUUGGUCCUCCACCAUACGCCAUCCACAUAAACGCACCACCCAGACUAGAGCCUCCUCUUUCACCCCCUAAUCUAAUACCUCAAAACAUCCCUCCCUUUCCUCAACCACCUCCAGAAAUAUUAGGUGGGCCAAUGCCACCUUUAAAUCCACCGGUAGGCUUUGAACCUCCCCACUCACCCGGAAAUGACGCAGCUAUGCCUGGGCACGUCAAAAUGCUGCCGCCAGGAGGCAUUCCCAUGCCGCCGCCUCCUAUCAAUUUGCCGGAGAGCAUACCACCUGAAGACUUGUCACCCGUUUUACCACCAAGACCUCCCUCUGGGGUUGAGCCUCCACCACCCGACUUUGAAAUAAUGCCACCUGCUGAGAUCCCGGUUCAUACAAAUCAUCCUAUUGAUGGACCAACUGGAGCCCCGAAUAACCUUCAAAUUACGCCGCCACUAGGAAUUCCUAUGCCUCCGCCUGACUUUCAGAUAAUGCCACCUCCAGAGACACCUAUUCAAACAAAUCCUCCGAUGGAUACACCUAUUGGAAUGCCAAGUAAUCUUCACAUGACACCGCCGCAAGGAAAUCCUAUGUCACCCCUUCAGGCUGCUUUACAAGGAAUCUCUAUGCCAGGUGAGGAGCCACCGAUGCCACUUCCUCAUCAUGUUCAUCACGUCCCUUUUCCUGUGGCGGUUCCAUCACCACCUAGAAUAGAGAAUGUACCUUACCCAGUUCCCAUUCCAGGUCCACCAUCUAUUCAGCCUUUAGUUGUGCCCGUCCAAGUUCCAUCACCACCCAAGAUUCAGCGGGUGCCUGUUCCGGUAGAAUCUCCUCCUAAGAUACAGAAUGUACCUGUCCCUGUUCCAGUAGCCGUUCCUUCUCCUCCUCAGAUAAAGCAUGUGCCAUAUCCCGUCGCCCUCCCCGUUAAAGAGCCAGGUGAAAUUCAAAAAAUAUUUUAUCCCAUAGCAGUUCCUCAACCGUCUCAGAUUCACCAUGUUCCGUUUCCUGUUUACAUUCGCUAUCCGUCAGAAAUAAGACGAGUUCCGUUCCCUGUUGCCUUACCUCCAAAGCCCUUUCCCGUUCCAGUACCUUCACCGCCACAUUACGUUAUCCAUCGAGUCCCUUAUCCAGUCAUGUUUCCGCAAAAAGUUCCUUACCCUGUUCCGCUUGUUGUUCAACAUCAUCACAUCCAUGAGGACGUCGGUAAUACAAGAGGUGAGUACAUUUCUGUUUCAUCAUUUUUAUAUACAAAUUGUUUUUUUUCAAUGAAAGCAAAUAUCUCUACCACACACCUCUUUCAUCCAGAUUUUUAUAAUUCACAUCUACAGUGGAUCUACUGUCAUAGAAUCGGGUAAUCUUAGGUAAGUUGUUUGUGUUUAAGCUCGAUACUGAAAGAUAAAAACAUGUAAAGAGUUGUCUUUAAGUACAAUAAAAUGACCCUAUUUUUAGCAUCAAAGUCUGCUUGUGAUACAAAUUAUGAUAUGUUUGCUUUGUGUCAUUUUUCUAGAGUCAGUAAGUAAUGGACAGUGUUUGGUGAAUCUUUGUCUUAAUGGGGGCACUUGCUCAGCCUACAUGAACACCUACCGAUGUCACUGUCCAAACGGAUUUCAAGGAAAGCAUUGCGAAGGUGAGAGAAGCGAGAGGCUUAUUCCAAAAAUGUUUGAGCAACAAGUUUGCAUUCUUGUUGAUACGACCAAAGGAAAAAAUAUCACGUAAACAUUAGUUGAUAUUUUUUGUGUUAAAACUUGUUAAAACAAGGUUCUCCUUGAUAUACGUGUAAUCCUUCCUUUAUGUGGUUAAUUUCAUUUUAUUUUAACUCUUAAGAAAUUGCUUUGUUUGGUAUAACGUGUCCUCAAUGUUCCUUCUCAGGUGAACUUGUUUUUAGCUUUUUUUAUGAGCAUGCAUUUUGAUGUAAGGAGAAAUCGUUCAAGCUAACUUUGAAUCUCUUUCUUCUUCAGAGCAAAACACGUGUGAGCCAAAUCCCUGUAAAAACUUUGGUACGUGCUCCCAAGUUGAGCAUGAGUACGAAUGUACCUGCACUAAGGGGUUUAUUGGAAAGAACUGUGACAGUAAGUAAAUAAAAAGGCCAGUGUGAAUUUCCUACUACAGCUAUAUAUCCACUUCUUCCUUCAAUAUUUGAUUUUCAGUGGCGAAAUGCAUUAAUGUCGUUGUUCUUCUUCUUCUCCCCCUUUUUAAUAAGAAAAAUAUUGAUGACAUUGAAAAAAAAUUUUCCCUCUACAGGAGCAGACCCAUGCGUCCCAUCUCCUUGUGAAAACGGGGCUACCUGUUCAUCAGACGGAUCGUCAUACUCUUGCACUUGCAGAAUUGGUUGGAUAGGAAAGAAUUGCCAAGGUUUUUUCAUAAUAUAAGAUCAUGUUGCAAGGAGUGUUUGUGGCAUUUUCCGAUACAGAAACAACUUUUUGAGCGCUGAGAUGAUGUCAGUUCUGACAAUAGUUAUUCCCCUGAUUACCUCUCUGUAUAGAAAUAUUCAUUUAGUUAUCUGAAAGGUCCACGUCAAAAAAUUAAUAUGUCGCGGUUUACACGAGAGAUCCAAGCAAUUUACAUACUUCCUAUUUUAGAUAUUGUUGACCCCAGGUUGUAUCUUGUCAUACCAAUUGUUAUUCUAUUUCGUGUUUUCCAAAGUUGAAUCAAAGUGCCUUCCAAUUAACCCAUGCCAAAAUGGUGGAACUUGCACAGAGGCACAAGGAAGAUACCAGUGUGACUGUACUCCCGGUUGGUCAGGCUUAAGCUGUGAAGGUAACGGAGAGAAUGACAACUGCUAACAAAAAUUGUUCUAUGCAAUGAUAGCGUUGAAGAAUUAUAUGUUUAUCUAGUCUGAUAAGUAGCUAAUAUGGUUUCCUUCAGAGGGGGAAGUGAGACCCAAGGUAUUUAUUUUAUGCAAAAAAAGACUAUUCUAAACUUUUUUCCUUACAGUGUCAGCUCCGGAAACCCUUCAUCAAAGAGGUACUUCAGUUUAUCUGUAGUAUGCAUAUUGAGCAUUGAAUAGCUCAGUUCCUCGUGAGAAAACAAACGAAAUUGAUCAUCUUGCGAGGAAUUUUAAGUUCUUCGAAAGGUGUGCCGAAAGGUGAACCAGUGAUCUAAUUAUCCUCUUGCCAUUUUCGAUCUGAAACGCAACAGACACUGAGACUCUUAAGCUCAUUAAGGUUAUUUUACCACAACAUUUGAUGGGAAUUGGGAUACCACUUUAUCUUCUUCUAAUUCUAUCUACUAUCACCCAACUGUGCUACCAUCACUUAUCAACAUUACAGUUUUCAAACUAAACUACAAAGGUUUUGAACACUUUCAGAAAACUAACUUGUAGACAUUUAUUCAUCUAGAUUCAAAACUUAUCUUAAUUCUUUGCAAAUUUUUUAGUAAUAUGCGAAAAUUGUCACACUUCGGAUGACAUUAUUGAGCAAAGAAAUAAACUGCGUCACAGACUGACAGCAAUAAAGAAAUGGAAAGGUACCAAAGGAUAACCAAGGUAAUGACAAUAAACCUAAGUCUAUUGCUCCUACAAAAAGCGAGUUACUUGACGCACCUAAGUUAUCAAGCUUAGACACCAUUGCAAGCUUUUUUCGCGAAGCUCAAGAGGUCUGAGCAUGGUCAGCGCUGGAAUUAGCACUCCUCAUAAUGGAAACGUGAAAAUUAAGCUGCAUAAUUCCUUAGUAAAGAUUAUACCUUACUUUUUAAAAGUUCAAGCAUGGCCCACAGAGCUUUCCGAUCGGUUUCUUGUAAUUCGCACAAGCAUAACACAAACCUUGUGAACGAAAAAGGGUAAAUCAUCCUGGAUGCAAGCUUAUUGAUGACAUUCAAAUUAUGCGGAUAAAUAUCACACCCUUCGUAGCUUAUUAGAAGUCAACAUCAAAGUUUCUUAACUUCUCAACUAGCCCUUUUUGCACCAGUAAACUGCAACUGCUUCAUGGGCAUAAGCAAUGUAACGAUAUCUCAUAACUGACACCGACGAUGCGCAGUGAAGGUGUCUUUUUCAUACUUAUUGAACGCUUUCAUGAUUUCAUUUCGCACUUACAGCGCUUGAAGACACUUGCUUGAAGACACUCUCAACGAAGACCUAAAACUAACAGAAAAAAUUAACGACGAAGAAAACUAACAGACAACGCUUCCUGGAAAGCCCUAGACCUUCUACAUUCAACAAGAUCCUUGUUGCUGUCUAUAUCAAGAUUGUAAAUAGCACGAAAUUACAUUUAAGAAGUUCUGCCUUCUAAUAUUCUGGAUGUAGUUAAAAAAUGAGAGGGUAUGCAUCCAGUUACAAAAUGAAGAGCCGUCUCACUCGGGAAGCCACACUUAAAUCUAAAUCUAAAUCUCUCCCACCUAAAAAAUUAUCAGAUGACUUCAUAUAAAUGUAACUAAAUAGGAUUUCGAUUAACUAAUCUGGAAACGAAAACAGAAGCAUUCAAGCCACAUCGUGAAGUAGUAAUAGAGGUUUCUCACAAGAUAUUGAGUAGCCAUAGAGUAAUUGCAGGUCUUGUGUAACCAUAGAGACAUUAUCAGAUAACUCAUUUUAAGGGUCUUAAGUGAGGAGUCUGCCAGUUGAUACGUGAUUUAUUUUUUCAGCAUUCUCAGCAGUUUACUUGAAAACAUUUAAAGUAUCUUCAAGUAACUUAAGGUCAUGCAUCACGCUCAGGGCUUACUGAUACACGAAGAUGUAAUUAUUACCUAAUUUAUUAUAAACGAAUGGCUGAUUGACAUUGCAGAAAUACGAUAAAAAAAAAGUGAUUUUUCUGCGCAUUAGAAAAGUGCGUGGAUAAUUUUUCAUAAUAAACGUGAUUGUGUGUAUGUGUUUCUUUUUCGCUGUUUAUGACUAUAAAAAAUCCUGGUUGGUUAUCACCAGCCCGAUUUGAGCGCUGAUAGGAUAGUGUACGCGUCAUGCUUAUAACUGGACAGUGUUAUAGGACAUUUAGCAAGUUUGAAACAUUAUGCCUGUGUAAGUGGACAGUAAGCGUGAUGUGCGCGCUCUGUUGUCGUUGUUGUGGCUGAGUUACCUGUUGUUAUUUUUUAUGAAAACCUUUAAGCGAUAGCUAGCUUCUUUCUCAAAUGCUCUUGUUAUAGGUUUGAUUAAUUGGUAACCAUAAUGAAGUGUUGAUUUUAUACAUUUGUCAGCAAAUAGGCGAACCUUCAUGUAUAAAGUCUACUAAAUAAGUACGUGACUAACAAAACACUCAAGUAUAAGUUUAUGAAAAGAAAAAACGUUUUGUCUUCUCAGCCCAAACACAAAUUCCUCUUUGAAUAAUCAAUAUGCAUUUUAGCUUAAGCCUCAAAAUAUUGAUAAAUUUAUCGGCCAGUACAGUUUCAACCAGAUGAGCAAGACCCGUAUAUUUAUCGGAAUAUUUUGGAUUAAAGCCGCUCUUCGUUUAUUGUAAGCCUAGAUCUUUUAUUUAUGAAUUUCUCCUAUAAUUCAUGGUCAACCAUUCUUAAAUUGAACGAACAUGUAUGCUUACAUUUUCUACAUCAUUAAUGAAGCCAGCGAACAGAAGCUUUGGCCUCAAUGAGAUAAAUAACCAACGUGAAACAAAUGGAGACGGUAAAUCACAAAUCACGUGAUAAAUCUUGGCAAGGGUUGCAGAGGGAAAGGAUGACGCCUUGGUUAAAUCAUUAGCCUUUCACUGGCAAUGCAAGAGCUCAAAUCUGACGUGUUGAGACCAAUGCCGAUAUCUGAGAGAAAAAGCCGAUUAAAGCUGUUGAAAAUAAGCCGAUUAAAGCUGUUAAAAAUAAUCCAAUCACAGCUGAGGAUAAUACUUUGAAGGGCUGACGCAUGACCAGUCGAUCUCUUGGCCUUGAAAAGUUAAGCAAUAUCCGGUCGUCGAUCUACAUCGCGGGGAAUUACUUCGUGAGGCCAAUGAUUUCGGCCUGUUAAGGGAGGUGCAUAAAUAUAGGGUUUUGCUAAAAUGAUAAUAAACAUAUUGGUCUUUACAUAAAGACGGACGACUUUCCAGAAAUCACUGAUUACUGUCCCCUCCAUUCCCCUUGAGCCAUAUUUCAAUAUUCUGGCCGGAGAUGAGGCGAUUUUUAAUCGCGCAAUAUUUACAUCCAUUUUAAUCAUCGUUUUGAACCAGGAGGAAGAUCAUUAAGUAGAAUUUUUAAAUUAAAUCAUUUAAAACUAACCCUAAGAGAUUUAAGUGAUCUACGUCGGUUGUUUCACAUAUUUUAAAUUCUGGCUUUUUUUAUUUUAUCUUAAAAAGGAGGAAAAAAUUGAGAAAUAAAUUAAAUUCCCGACUAAUGUUAUGCGACUGAGAGAUUAUCUCCACUAGCACAUCAAACAAUCGCUGUUUAGACAUAGCAACAGAGUGCUCUUAAAAUCUUUUACAAAUACUAUGCCUACAUUAAAAUAGGCAUUGUUAUUCAAGAUAUGGUGAAAGUAACAAAACUUUGAAUAAGAGAAUGUAGCCGUCUAAGAGGAGCGCGUGUUUUAUUGUAUCGCGUUUUGAAAAAUGAACAAUUCACUCUAUUAAAACAUAGACUCUAGAAAUAAAGACUAUUCCAAUUUAACACUCCGCGUAGUGAGUUACCUGAGGGCAUAAUGUAACCUAUCAACAUAUAAUUUUAAGUGUAUAUUCUUUCAAUGUUAGGAUAUUUACUUUUCGGCUUCCGUUAAUUAUAUUUCAAGUUUUCUUAUAGGUCGAGUUAUAUAACGUUAGCCAAAUCGGAAGAUUGCUAACUAUUGCUGUUUUUUCACGCUGCUGCAAAUGGAUUUUUCAAUCGUUAAUAAACUAAUGCUGAAGUGGCUCCAGUGUAAAUUAAAAUUGGUGUUUUUGUUCCCAAGGACCAUAAAAAACGAAACAGUGCUCGUCGCUUUACAGAAAGAUGUUUUCAAAUCGAACCAGUAUUUCUAACAUGCGGCCUGUGACACAGCUUCAUCAAGAUAUACGAGACAACUCUACUCAAAUGGAUUUGAUUUAUUCCCCGUCAACAAUCAAGAUAUCUUUGAUAAUUCUUGGGCUUGAAGUUAUCUUUGGAGUUGUAGCCAAUUUAGCUGUAUUUUCCACUCUACGAAGUUACUGCAAUCGAAGCAUGUCAGUUUAUCGAGUGUUGGUUUACAACUUAUGUCUAACAGGCGCAUUAAGCAGUUUGAUAGGGAUUCCCAGUCUCUUUGCAGUUAUAUAUGUUUCGUUCAUUGAACGGACUUCUGUACCAGCUGCCCUUUGCAGAAUGAGGUAUUUUUCUUUGACUUAUUUCUUCUUCACUGACAGUAUGAACAUUUGCUUUUUGAGUUUGGAUCGCAACGACUUUAUUACAAGACCGUUUCGACGAAGGAUAACGAAACGGAAUAUAAAAACUUACAUUGCUGCAAUCUGGGCAAUACCUUUUGUGAUUGGACUUCUCAAUUUUGUGAUAAAAAUCAACACAGAAAAUUGUAUUCUGGUCUCAUCCGCGGAAGGUCCUUACUCCGAACCUAUGGUAGUCUUGCUCUCAGUUAUCCUGGUACUAACCUGCAGUUUUGUGGUGACAAACAACUGGUCCUCGGUAAGAUCGAUGAGAAACCUGGCUAGAAGUCUCAACACAUCUAAGAAAAACCACGUUCGUUCAGAAAAGAAGAUGAUUAUUUUGACAGUGAAAAUUAUUUCUGUCUAUUUGGUUACCGUAGCUCCAGCGACUCUAUGGUCAUUUGGCUUGCGCGCUGGAGGUGUCAAAAACUGUGUAUUAUGCAACGAUGUACGAAUCUAUUUACAGUUGUUACUUCUUGUUAAAUACCUUGCUAAUCCUUUCAUUUUCGUGGGUUCGAUAUGGAAGAAAAAAAAUUCUGUAGGCCAAACAAAUCUUGUGCGAAAAAAUGGAUUCAGAGGUCAAACAGUCUUGGAGGUUAGAAAAUCAAGAAAAAGACCCAUACGAGGAAAACCGCGGGAGUUUCUUGGAGAAGCCUCAUCUUAUGGAGAUAUCCACCAGCUUAGCACAAGUCGACGAGUGGUAACAAUUUAUGAGGAUAAUGAAGAGAGGCACAUUGAAUCUGAAAACGAUCAAGUAGCAUACCACGUGAACCGGGGAACACAAACUAACUUGGAAGUGCUUAACACCUGUCCAAAAAGGAGGCAUACGGGCAACACAGACAAUUCCUUGCCUAACAUAUUGGUUCACUCCUUUAGCAGACAUUAAAGUUUUUAAAAAUUCUUUUUUUAAUAUUUACGAUAGUAUAUUUUGGCUCCUUUAAUCAAGUUAUCGACAAUAGCAUGAAUUCAGCUUUCUAAAACCUCGUAACUGUAUGGUUAUUUAAUAAAAAACAGAGGUUGCGUGCGUGUGGCGAAGAGAUAUCCUACUCAAGUAAACGUUUUUCACAGUUUAUUCCGGUGCCGCCUCGUUGAAGAUAAAUCGGCCUCGAAACAUGUAAAUUAAGAAAGCCUUAGGGCAUUCCUCAAAAUGAAAACGGAGAGACUGUUUUUGUCAAAUAAAAUGAAACAAAACAUUUUAAAAGCAAUUUUCUUAUUUUCAAAAUUUAUGUGGAAGAAGGAUGUUGUUUCCCCCACUUUGAUAAAAGAAUAAAAUUAACUCAAACGUCUGAAUUUAUUUCUUCACUGUCGGUAGGCUCAAUGAAAAGAUUUGUUGAUCCCCUGAAAAAUGCCCCAAAGGAAAAUUAUUUUUUGGAAUAAACCCCCCGUUUUGAACUUGCAAUACUCCACCCAGUGCUUAAGAUCACUCAUAUACGAUUUUUGUCUAUGAUAUUAAAUGUGCAAUUUCCUUUAAUCCGAGAAACCUUUGUUUGUAGGGUUAUCGAUAUUUCCUGUAACAUAUAGAAGUGUGAAAUGAACCAAAAGGGAGUUUAGGUUGAAGAUAAAGAAACAGCCACCACUGAAUUUAAUUUUUUUUUUGUACGUAGCAAAGUGAAAAUUUUAACACUUUGAGAUAAGAGCUUUUGAUAUUUCAGAUACUGCGAUUUUGUCGGUAAAUAAUAACCGAUAGGCUUAAAUUAACUCAAUUGUGGUCAUUGCCAGGGUUAAUGCCAUAAGUGUAGACAGCUUAAUUACUCUAAAUUCGGUCUUUUCCUCACUCUAAAGCAGCUUAAUGACAGAAAUAAAAAAAAAUUGAAUGAGGAAUCAAAUCUACCACCACAUUAGAGUCUCAAAUGGCGAUUUGCCCCCAGCAAAGGAAAUUUUAGGUCCUCUUGAAAGAAGGUUGCCGGCUUGUUAAUUACAUGCAUUAGUUAACUCUAGCGCUUUCAUGUUUCCUUCUUUUACGCAUAAAUGCUUUAGUCGAUGGCGAUAGACCUUAACGAAGCGAAUCAUUAUGCGGUCUAAACCUUCCGUCAAAAGGACAAAAAAACAUGACAUCUGUGUAAAAUGUAAUCUUUCAAAGUAGUAUCCGUGUUCAUCACAAAUUAUUCGCCGGAGUUAAAAAAAAACACUUAGACCCCUCGGUCAAGAGGUAAAUAGCCUGCCAGAGUUUACCACUUCCGGUUGUACUUAUAACCAGAGAUACAGACAAAAAAAGAAAAAACAGUAAUACUGGAUUGGAUUCAGGGAAUACUGUUUUGAGAUCACACUUUGAAUCAGCAAAGUUCCUAUACGGGGUGGUUACCAGAACUGCUUCACUUUCCUCUUUGGCCGUCACAUUAACCUGCUAAUCUCUAACUUCGUGAGCAGUCAAGCAAUCACUUUCUGACCUACGCUAUUUAACUCUACGUUUUCUAUUAAUUGCUAACUAAAUAGGCCUUUUAAACUCAGGCAGGUGCUGAAGUCGCUAUUUGUACUAAAAUGAAAAAGAAACAAACAGUCAGCUUUUACGCAAAUAUAGCGGCUACCGAAAUCUCAUUCAAAUUAAUUCUACCUGUAUAAAACAGCUAUCUAAAUUAAAUUUAAGAUUCAUAAAGUUGCUCAAUCAUCUUGUCGUUUUUUUAAAAAUCCCAUAGUAUUGUACCCUCUCAGAGUUAAUAGUGCAUGUCCAGAGAAAUGAUGUCAUAGGGAUUUUGGAACAAUUGUGGGCAAUGCAUAAUGUAUGGCGCUUCGAGAUGUUGGUUGAAACACAAAUGCAACUUUGAGAAAAUGGCUCGGAAAAUCACACGACAAAUGUAACGUUGCACCUUUCACCCACGGCUGAAGACAUGGAUCUUAGGCACUUGACGAUAGUGGUUUUCUGGCUAGGGUUAGGGUUGUGCGUUGGGUCCCUGAGAGCCAUGUCGUUCCCUGUGGCUGAGAAGGGAAAGUCGACAGUCCGCGGUCGAAACAUGAUCAAAAAAUCAUCACAAUCUCAUCAAAGACUGAGCAACAUUCGAACUCAUUUAAAACAGCAUUUAUCAAGUGAAAUGCACAAUCCGAAGAAAAUAAUUAAGAGAAGAAAAGCUUUUAGACUAAAUACCGGAAAAAUUGCUGGCAUAUCUAGAGGAGUAAUUGCGAUAAGCAAAUUAAAACAUGGCUUCCUGAAGCAAAUUCCACAGGAAACUGAAAACCAUGUGUAUCAUGGAAGGAGAAAUAUUGCGUAUCAUAAGCCACCGUCGUUCCCCUCACACCUGGAUUUCAAAGUGGCUCGCCGGGACGAGGAUGGAGUUUUAAAGAGGUCUCGAAAUAGAGUGCGACUCAAAAAUAAAAAAACACAGGCUAGAAAUAUGGAAUCGUCAAAUAAGUGGCUUCCAAAGAAGGAAAACAUUACCUUGAACACAAAAGGACCGCAAAAUACCAAUGCUUCGAUGGAAAUGAAACGACAGCGUAUUUCAGAUGGAGUCAUGUUUGCUAAUAAACCCAACGAGUUUCUCAAUGAGGGCAUGCAGCUGAAUGAAAACCCCGAUAGUUUUUUUGCCAAUCCAUUGGCUGCUAAACCAGAGCAACGUAUUCUCCAUUCUUCUCAUUUCUUUUCCCCAGCAGUGCAUAAGUUUUUGCCAGCUGAACAUCGUUUCUCUGGUGAACCUAUUCACAGAUAUCUGUCAUCUCCAGUGCUAUUUAAGGAUGCAGACAGGGAAGGUUUCGCCCCUCUCGAUACCAGGGGCGAUUCAAACGGACCUUUUGAAGGUGCACCGAUGCCACCUCUAUUUGAAGGUCCACCUCGCCAUGGUAAUCGCGUCAUCAUUAUAAAUAGGCCCAUUCAUACUCCUGUUCCUGUGCCUGUGCACGGACCUCCAAGGAUUUCUGUGAUCCAUCAUCCAGUACUACUACCACCCCAACAGGUCCCUGUUCCUGUUCCAAUCCCCGGGCCGAGGCCUCCACAAUAUAUCGUUGUACACAGAGAAUUUUCAAGACCAGGUGUGUUUUUAGAUUUAAGAAACCGUCUUUGAAUAUCAUCCCAAUCGUUGCGUAUGUUUGUUUUGUUUAUUUAUUCGAUUUUACUUUCCCAGCGAUUGACCCUUGUGGUGUCAAUCCUUGUAGAAACGGAGGUACUUGUACAGCAGUAAUCACGGAUUUUAAAUGCAUCUGCUCGGUGGGAUACAAAGGAGAAAGAUGUGAAGGUAGCGCAUCAGUUAUGGCUUAGCGUGUUUGCUCAAUAAUUAAUUUAUUCAUCAUGCUCCAUAUUUUACCUGACUGGUGACUGCAUCUGCCUCGCUAGUUGGAGUUUCUUUUUUAACUCUGUUCGUUUUUUUCCUCCGUGAAUCCCUAAUUCAAGUCUUUAAUCUUGCCGUGAAUAGAACAAGGUUUUUCUCAUGCCAAUUUUGGCGCUUUACACCAUGUUACAUUAUAUUUAAAUUAUUUUUCACGAUUAUUUCGAGAGUUUCGUUGUUAACUGACAAACCUUUAGAAGCUAAGUGAACUCAUCUGCACAAAAAAUAUAUCUGUUUAUACCAUUUAAUGAAUGUCAGUCCUUUCCGUAAUUUGAGCAUAGAAAAAGUAUCGUUCAGCUUUAAUAUUAUAUCACUUAAACCACAAGGCAAAUGCUUGAGAAAGACAUUAAUCCAUCCUUCCUUUCGCUACUCUACGUUCAUUGACUUUCCUCAAGUCGUUAAACUAUUCUAAAAGCUGACCAGCAUAGACAGUAAGAUGAUCUUGUUGCAAAUGUAGCUGACAAUUCCUGUUUACCUAAUAAAUUAAUUUAUGUUAAUAUUCCAGUUCAAAGCAGAUGCUUGCCAAAUCCAUGCAAGAACUUUGGAAAAUGUACCGAGCUCCCUGAAGAUUUUGAGUGCACCUGCCACACUGGCUUCCAUGGAAAAACCUGUGACCGUAAGUUGGAAAUUAUUCUUUUGUUUUGAUUUUGUAGAGGUUUUCGCUUGCAUUUAGAAAGUGUCUAAAUACAUCUUGGCGUAAACACAUCCCUCAUUGAAUAAUUCAAUUUAGCAAGAAUUGAUCGCACAGCCUCUUCAUUGUGGUAUAAGUUUGACCAGCAGAUACUGAACAGUUACAACCAUGUUAAUUGUUAGUGUCAGUCUUCAAACUUACAUUGUCUGCAAGUUAAGACAGCUCUAUGACUAUUUCUUCCCGCGCUUUUCCGGUAAAUGUAGUGUUAAGUGUCGCUGAGUGAUAAGCCCCGCAGUCAGAAAAUAUUACCAAAUCUUAACUUUCUGGGUAUAGGAGAAUACCAAACAAAACAAGCAAGAAGCACAUAAGUGUUUGGUUUUGGUAAUAAUCACGAUAACACAACAAACAGUCGGAAACAUUUUGCGAGAAUUAAGUAACCGAGCUGCAAAAUAUUAAUUUAUUGUUCGUGAUUUCAUCCAACAUUUGUUUUUUCCGCUUUUUUUCCUCAGUUGAAAGUAAGUGUGAGCCUAAUCCUUGCAGAAACGGUGGGGUGUGCACGGAAAACAUUGACAACUACAUCUGCUCGUGUGCAGCUGGAUUUAUGGGAAAAAACUGCGAACGUGAGUGAUUUGAUGUUGUUAUAAGUUUGUGCUACCUCGUCGAACUUAAUGCAGGAGAGCUGUGGAAAGAAAAGACAGAUUUCGAUACGAAUGAAUUUGGCCUUGUGCACUACAACUAUUACCUUUUAUAGCUGUAUGAAAGUCUGAUGUUAUAUAUUUUGUAUAAAGGUUUAAGCCAUCAUAUAUAAAGUAUUACCUCACCGGUAAGAUAAAUUGUUUUUUAACAUGUGACAUAUCAACAGGGGAAUCAAAGUGUUUACCAAUCAACCCAUGUAAAAAUGGCGGCAUGUGCACGGAAGACCUGAGCGGUUACAAAUGCAACUGUAAAGAUGGAUUUGACGGAAUCAAUUGUGAAGGUAUGAUAGCCCCAGAAUCCAACACAAUCAUCUAUUUUGUCAUUAUUUCCGUGUCAAAGGCAGAUGUAAAAAACCUUGGUAGAGGAUUAUUUACAUGUAUAUGUACGUAAAAAUUUGCGGGUACCACAAACGGUCGACUUGUUAGGGUAAGUUUUUAGAGAAAUAGUGAUGCUUCGUCAAAAGGGGGGAGAGGGUGUAACAAGAUGACUUGGUUUUUAUCAACUGAAUUGCAAAAGAUUCGCUCUAAAGAAGGAUUAAUACUCGAAACGUCCACCUAUAAACUCUUUACCGUGGCCAGUUUACAUUAUCAACUCAUGUGAUAAAACCAAAUUAUCUCGUUGAGAGACUUCUCUGAGAGGCCAUCUCCGUGGACCAAUGCUUUAAUAAACCUAUAUUACGUGGGAUUUUAAUGAUAUUGUUGGUGUUUGUAGUUCGCCAGACAAGCACUUCUUGUGACAGUACUCCUUGCUUGAAUGGCGGGACCUGCAUCACUGAUAUCUACGACUUCUCAAAAUUUUCAUGUUACUGUGCGUCUGGCUUUACGGGAUUAAGCUGUGAAGGUAUUUUCGAUAGAUUUAAAACCUAAAAUCAACUUUAGAUGUGAUCGAAAAAUAACAUACUUCAUGCACUGAUUGUUGGUUUGCAGUGACCCACAUUUUUGAGUCAGUAGUCAGAAAUGGCACUCCUAGUCAAACAGAUUUAAGAAUAUUCCUAUCUCUCAUUAUUGAGUAAUGGCCGGUCUAGCCGGUAGUGUUUCUUAUUUCACUAUUUCAUUUAACUAUUCAAUCAAUCAACUUAAGUAGACCACACGUUGUGGCCCAAUCAUGAUGGUGGAUGCAUUGAAUAACUGAUGAAACGACGUGGGUUUCAAUGAGGUCAUUAUCUAUAUGCUUUCUCGAGCAAAACACCGUCAUUUCCUUUCUCUGAUCAUGAACAAUCAACCUCUCGAGGAAACUCGACGAAUUUCUGGGGAGUAAGACUGCAAUUAACUAACAUCCAUGCGUAUGGAAAUUAGAAAUCCUUCUUGUCCCCUUGUUCCCUUCACGCUCGAGAAACCGAGGUACGCUUCGGAAGCUACAACAAGCUUUACUUCGCUUUUACAAUCCCUCUUAGCUCAUUUCUCGUCCUUAAUUUGAAAUCCAUUGUUUUUAUCAACACGUGCAUGACUUGCAUGGUACUAGAACUUGCAUGUAACAGCUGCCCAGGAAUAUGCAUCAAGGGAGUGUGUAAAGCAGGUAUCCAAUCCCAAGGUACGUCCUGUCCUUGGAGGAAUGGUCACUGAUGAGCUCUGAUAGGGACUUUUUUCGUGAUGUUAUUAAUAGUUUACAUUAAAAAAAUACAUCACAGAGAGGCAAGACAGACGAAAUUUUGAAAUGGUGCGCAGCUAUUUUCAAUUUGACUUCUUUCAAUUGGAAACACCUGGGAAAACGCUAACUAUUAUUAUUUAAAAAUGAAAAGUAAGUAUCACUAUUUGUUAAAAAGAGCGAUGAGAAGAUAUUAAUAUACGGCACUUAUACUUAAGCGUUUAAUUAAAAUAGUGAUUUUCACCAAAUUUUGGGGCGUACUUAUCCUCACCAAAACAGUGCAAUGCCUACAACAACAAGAUAAAGAGAUUUAAGCUUUUGAAAAAUGAUUUUAAACUAUUAUAUUAUUCUUUCAGAAAAAGGGUUUCAAUCUCUCGUUCUUUCCAACCCACUUUCCAACUCACCUUGUGCACCAUUUAAUCCCUGCCUUUUUGGUGGACAUUGUCUUCCGGACGGGGAGGACUACACCUGUUUAUGCCCUGCUGAUCGAGGAGGAUCUCACUGCGAACGUAAGCCUCCCGGAAUUAAAAAAAUAAAUAAAUAACUAUAUAUACAUAUACAUAUAUAUUUCUCCACCUUGAUUUCUGCAAGUUCGUUCCAAAAUCCUCAUACGUGCCUCCUAAGUAUAUGCAGACGGUACCUCAACACUGUUUUAAUGUUAUUGAAAUAUUUUUAAAUUUUGUUACAGAUUUGUUUCACGAGAGCAGCUGUAAUGGCUGCCAUCACCACGCUGUUUGUAUCUCUAGCCAGUGCACAUGCCGAAAGGGAUACUGGGGUGAUGGACAUAGAUGCAGACCAAGUAAGUUAUGAAGUAUUUUCGUUGCGAAUUUACGUGAGGCAGUCGAACCCCUAAAUUUAAUACGGUGAUGUAAACGACUUUGUAGGGGUUUUUUGGGGAAAUGAAAAACGUCUUUUCGGAAACAUCGAGCGACUUCACGUGGCGUGAACAUUUAAGGGAGCAAAUAAAUGAAAUGUUUUCUCGUUGAUAGACCUUGCCUAUCGUUUACCGAGUACAAAUAUUACUAAAUGAAACGAUUGUUAGCGGGGGAAUUUGCGAGUAUGCACUUCAUCUAAAGGCAAAGUAAGUUGACCGAUUUAUUCCACAGAAAAAAGGUUAGGCCAACAUAUAUCUCAGAAAUUUUGUUUUUUACUUUUUAGCAAUUUUGUUAUUUUUUUAAGAAACCUCUCCAUGUCAUCCCAACCCAUGUGAGAAUGGAGGUACUUGUCGAGAGAACGAUACUUUAGAAACAUCUCAAUCGGACUGGUGGUGUGAAUGUCCCAAGGGAUACAGCGGAAAACGCUGCCACGGUAUGGUAUCUGCUUCUACUCCAUGUGAUAAAAAAACACAGUGAUGUUUGUGGUUUGAAAACCAUGCACUUUUAACCCACUGGGGAAUUAUGGUGUUCAAUAGCACGAGAUAGGGAAAUAAUCACACUAUUGUUAUUACAAUUAUCGCUGACUGUGUAUAGUUAACAACCUUUCACCGAAGUGGAGGUGGUUAGUUGUUGAUCUUUACCAAGCCACGAUCCGGCCAGAAAAAUAUCCAGUGCUAGCCACCGACACUGAGGUAAACAGUUUUUUAGCUUGUACUAUGCAAAAAAAAAAAAAAUGACCUUAACUCAUUUAUUUCCGCAACGAUUACAAUAUUAUCGGGCUCACAUCUUGUACGAGUUGUUCAGAGGUGAAUACCAAAAGAUAUUCGGUGUUUGAGUGGCUAAUCAGAGCGUGCUUUCAUCGCUAUUUACUGUUUAACUGUAUAAUGAUUUAUUACAUACAAUAUCAGCGUCUCAAUGUAACCUAAGUGCAUAUAAAUUCACAAUCAAAGCUGUAUAGUAAUUUUACUCAUUCGUGCCUACAGAGUUCGAUCCAUGUUCGAAAAAGAAGUGCUACAAUGGAGGAACAUGUGAAGUAAUAGAUAAAGAACCAAAGUGCAAUUGCGACGAACCAUAUGAAGGAGAGAGUUGUCUGCGUAAGAUAUUGAAUUCAUUUGAACAUUUUAACAUUAAUCAGAGAUCCCUAAGAGAGAAAAAGGCGUCCUGCGAGCAAUUUCAUGCCAUGAUUUGAAAAUGUAUCACCCUUAAAAAUACGAAUGAAAAAUUUCAGCGUGCUCAUUGGCUAAAAACACUUCAGUUAACCCAAAACAGUGCAGGAGGUUGAAAUUGAGUGCUAAAAGUUUAAAUUUGGCAUAAAAAUGUGCGAAAGUACAAAAAAGAACAAAAAAAAAAGUGUACAAGAAAAAAAGGAGAAAGUAACGAAGAUUUUAUAUCGAGUUUGAAGGAGAAUGCUGGGAACAGAAAAAAACCAAUAAGGCACAAACAAUUAGCUAAAUGUCUGGACGUCUUGGGCUUCCAAAAACGGUUAUCAUGAAAUCAUCUGAGAGUACGAACCUGAGGUCCUGAAUAAAAAAUCUUCGAGGAGUUUUAUGCAACCGUUAGUAAGGGAGAAAAGGAAGAUUAUGAGCCUGAUAGCCUUCGUGUAAUGGUUAUUGCUGUUGACUGAUGCCUAAUAGAGAAAGAGUUCAAACGAAGGGAAAGCCCGGCUGUUAAGCAAUCAAACUCUCAUGCAAUCUCAGAUAUACCAUCACUACGGACUCGUGAAACUUGGUUAGCCUUGGAAAAAUUUGCUAGAGCGGAUUUUUCCCAAAUUACAUUCGAAACCAUCUCAUAACCUAUACAAAGUUAUUGUCUUGGAAGAGUUAUAAUUCAUCGAAAAAGGUAAUCAUUGAUAACAUAUUAGGCAUUAGCUGUCUCACUUACAAUUAAUUUCAUGUAAUUACAUUUGUAUCUAUGUAGUCCAUGAAUGAUGGUAUAUUGUUGUAUUACCCUGAUAAUGCUCCCCUGCUGUUUCAUCAAAGAAGAUGUUUAAAUUAUGGUACAAUUAACAAACAUUUGUCUUGAUUCAGUCGAUAACGCUUGUUUACCAAAGAAUGGCGAAAAGAGGGACCCUUGUAAUAAUGGCGGAAAAUGUGAAUUCACCGACGGCAAAGUAACGUGUGUUUGUCCGACUCGGUAUGACGGUCCGACAUGUGCACGUGAGUACUUCUAUAAACGUACUGUUAUUCAUAGAGCACCUUUCGAUUGAGUGUCGUAAAACCAAGACCGAAGUAAUCACGGCAGCCAAUUAAAAUGAACGGAAAUGCUUUUAAAAGCCAGUGAAAGCUUAAAACAAAACCAACCAAACUUUCUAAAGCGCGGGAAAACGCGGGCGACCACUUCGUGAUGAGUUUUAGUUUUACAUCUGAUUGGUUGAGAGAGUGGUACGAGUUUUCUGGACCAAUCAGAGAGCAAAGUUAAGGAAAACCAGUGCAAUCUCGGGUUCAUUUUGGCACAAACUCGAGAAUUACUCUGUACGCUAAAAAUGAUACGUUCCUCCCGUUUUUGUUCGGUUUUUUUUUAUAAUAUGUUUUGGCUUCUUUUAUUGCUUUUAUUUGUUCUGUGUACUCUGUAUUUUUGUUCUGCUUUUUCGUUUCAUUUUUAGGCGUGCCUUUUCAAUUCCGCUUUAGAUUAUUAAAUGUUAAUCGAACCAUUUCUAUAAGUAUCUAAUUAUAACGCUCUGUCAUUCCUUCUUUUUUACAGUUGACAAAUGCGCUAAAUGCGACAAAAACGCAUAUUGCGAAAAUGGAGCUUGUAAAUGUCGCCCACCAUACGAAGGAGACGGAAUCACUUGCACGAAUCCGGAGGAGGAAAAACCAAAAAGUUAGAUUGAGAUAAGUUAUUUUAUUCCUGAGCGCUUGUAGUUGGUCAAUCCUGCUGAUUGACAGGAUUUUUCUUUUUUUUUUUUUUUUUUUUGCGAAUGCAUCAUUGCGAACAGAUUUUAUUUGACGGCUUUAACGUAACUCUCAUAAAGAAGGAAAAUUAAUGAUCAAGAAGCCUCAUGUAUUUAAGUUCAUACCUUAUGCAAAAAAAGAGAAAAUGGUUUUUAGGAACUCAGUGAACAAAUUACAAAAUAAAGUCAUCUACCUAGGUUUUAAAGGUUAAAAUUCUGAGUGUUAGCGAUAAUAUUUUCAAGGGUCAUUCACUUAUGCUAACUUGAAAGAAGAUCAUUAGUUUUUAGAAUUUUUUUCCUAGGGAAAGAUUGCUUUCCGAAAUAUUCGCGUCAAGGCUUAACUCGACAUGAUUUAUUCAGUGAGAGCAACAACGUGGCGGUUAGUUUUCUUGAAACAACGUCAAAACCUAUAGGAAAUAUUCGGAAGCAUAUAGCGAACGACUGAAUAAACACUCCCUUUCCAUAUAGAAAUAACCUUUGUGAAAUCGACAAGUAUAAUUCAACAGAUACAACGACUGUCGAUUGAAGGCCUUGUCCUAUGUUGCAAUUUUGAUGCCGAUCGGAAUUAAUAUGGAAUUAGUUAGGUUAAAAGUUGAGUAGUUCGAAACACUUUAUUGGAAUAACACUGACUGUUGAUAACGCCUUUAUCUAUUUCAGAGGCGCCUACCAAUCCGUCUGAGUUGGCAAACGGCUGCAAUCCAAACAAAUGUAAAAAUGGAGCUGAAUGCAUCGAAGGAAAGUCUACUUUUUUCUGCGUUUGUCCAGAAGGCACCUUCGGCAGGCUGUGUGAAAAGAAGAUUACACCCACAACACGUAUGAUAUAUGUAUCAAGAUAAAAACAACUCCAACGGUAGCCGGAUACAGUUUCCAAAUUCCCUCUGUAUCUCUCGAACAAGAAAUACUGAUAUGAAUUGCACUUGCAAGGCCGCUGCGUACUCCUCACCUUCCUCCCGAAAAAAGCCAAAAUAAUGCUACUAAUGAUAAUAGUAAAUAACAAUUAAUCGUAGUACUGAAUUAGUGUACCUGUUUGAGUAUAGUCAAUGACGGCUUGACAUUCCCCUCUCUACAUAUCUUUCAUUUUCAGCUAAAACUGUUGGGCUUCAAUUUCUGAAGAGACAAUUAGGAUAAUCGUUAAACAGUGAUUUUAAUUAUUUAAGGACCUGACCGUAACCGCAUACAAUGCUGCGGUUGCACCCAAAUUGCAGAGUCCUAGUCUGGCAAAUACAUUGACGAAACGUGUAAGAGGCAUUUGAAGUAUUCAGCUUUAAGAAAGUACCAUCCAAUCCGAUUUGUUAAAAACUGUCAUAAUACGAUCACAAUAGUAAACACAUUUUCUGAGUUUAUCAUGUAUUAGAUGCAUCAUUAAUGGUUGGUGAUCUGGUUGUUAUUCUAGUUUGAUGAUAGUUGUAUAAGCAUGCGCAGCUAAGUAUUGCCCGUAAUGAAGACGAUAUGUGACCCUGAAGAAACUUUUAUUUUAAAUUCAUUCAUGAUAGCUCCACCCAAAGCAGCGUGUCAUCCAAACCCUUGUCUUAAUGGAGGAAUGUGCAAAGAAACGGGAGUCAACCAGGAUUUUGAAUGCAUUUGUCCAAACCCCCGGUUUAAAGGGAGGUUUUGUGACGGUGAGUGAAGAAAGUAGAGCUUCUUUCUUUUUCUGUCUGAGGAUGGGGUCUUGGACUCUUUUACAGACCGUCCUUAUGGCAUUUCCUUUGUUAUAGGUAAUCAUUUUAUUUUGCUAAUUGCCAUUAAAUUGUAAUAAGUUUAAAUAAACCUUCUGACAAAAGGCUGAGAGAAUGUUUCAUUGUGAGAAUCAUACGUUGAAAUUACUAAUUUACUGAACUGUAAAUUUAAACUGUCAGAUAAUAUCUACAUUUUCCAUAAUCACGAUCAGUUUUCAACAGGAGGAGGGUGUAAGAAACUAAAUAUCUUUCGUUCUCCAAUGGUUCGAUGUACGGUUACAUGCUUGGUUGCCAAGCCUUUGAACAGGAGUGAGGCUAAGGGUGACCUUGUUAUGAUACAAACCUUGCAGCUUUCAAAUGCAAAUUACUUUGUUAUCAUGCUAACUAGAUACCAGUCUCUAUCAUAACAAGGUCACCUUCAGCCUCACUCCAAAUCAAAGGCUAGGCAACUAAGUACACAACUGUUAAAAAAAACCUAUUUGUAGAAUGUAAUUUAAUUGAGUACAUUUUCGAUUCACUGAUGCUUAGAUGACUAUCAACACAUUCUACACCGAGUAAAGCAAUGGUCUUCGCAAUUUAAAAAUUGCAAAAAGAAGUCUGAUAAAAAAAAAUUCACGUCACGCUUCGUCAGGAUUCAGUCGAAUCCUUGCCUCCCAGAAAAUAGUUGGACGCUACUAUCAACUAAGCUACGAGGACGCACGCUGAGAGCGGGCACAAUUUGGAAGGUCCUUCUUUCUCGAGAAGGAAUAUGAUUAUAAUCUUUAAUUUCCUAACAGUGGACAUGUGUGCCGAAUGCGAUCCUCAUGCUCGGUGCAUCAAUGGAAAGUGUUUCUGCAGAAGAGGGUAUUCUGGCGACGGCUUUUCGUGCAAAAGAGGUAGGUUUGUGCCUUUUAAUGAAAAUGAAAAGUCUCUCAUCACUGAUAGACGAACAUUAAUUAUUUUCGUGAAUCCGAAAUACUUGGGCGCGUACAAUGCUAUGAAGAAAUCACCACUUAUCGCCAGUAUUUUUAUCCCAUUUCAUUCGAUGGCUAACUUGCAUAGUGAAACCUUCAAUGUACUGUCCUCCGUAGAUUAAAGAAUGAAUAAUUAUACCUUUAGUAUCUAGCUCUAUUUUGUACCCUUAAUUAUCAGACUGUUUAAAUGCAGUAAUUAGGGAUAAGAAAGAAUGACUAUGGUUACUUAAGAGGACUGAUUUGAUUGAAAAUGGACACUAGUAAGUACUUAACUGUCACUAUUGAGUCGAUGAAAAUGAUGAUACUAUUAUGUCAUUUAUUUUUGUUCGUAGUGAAGCCAAAGUGUCCACCGUAUUCCUACACAGUUACAGGCGACAUUUGCAUUUGCAACCCAGGUUACUACAUGAACAAUACUGGGAAGCGCGCAUGUAUCCGUAAGUAUUCGUCAUGAGUCACUCAGAGAGGGAAGAAAAUAAUUUUGUAAUGCUUCUUUAUUCAAUCAAGCGUUGCGAAAAGAACAAUAACAUGUAAAACUAGCCUUAAGACAUACGUUACAUUUAUUGAUCAGUUACCCCAUCGCUCAGGGUUUAAUGGCGGGUCAAACAAAGUGAGUAUUUGUUAUCAAGUUUUGAGAAGAUAGGCUUAGACAGGAGGGAGGAAGAAUAAAGGCUUAGUCAGGAGAGGAGCUCAGUAAUUUUGUUGAAAAGUGGUAUAAUCCUUCUUGAAUUCGAUUAAUAUCUGAGCCGCUCGAUGUGGCUCACGGAGAGGAAAUCCACCAGAGAGGCAACUAAAAAAGGUUAUGUUGUUGACUUCUGAUGCUCAUCUUUGCCUCAACGUGAAUGCUUAUCAACGCAAGCCUAAGAAACUCUUUACCGCUUUACCCUUGAAGUAAUUUUCUGUAACAAAUAAUGCAGUGUAGUAAAAAGUUGAUAGAUUACUGUGACUUAAAUAUUAAACUCUUUGUGUUUUCCUCAAUGCUAGCGAUCACGGCGACAUCUCGAACAACAAUGCAGCAUGGGACUCAGCUCCAGAUUCCUCCACCAGCGCUCGGAAGUACAGAAACUGGAGGUGGACAACAGUGGUCAGGUAAAAAAAGAAAAAGUCGAGGAUGGAUGCAGGAAAAUUUUAAUUUGUACUAAUGCGGCAGCAAGUUUCUCCUAAGAUAGUGAGCAUCGACUGCCAUAAACACGUUUUUACACGGGGCUCACCUUGUUAAAUCGACUAGAAUGCACAUUCACUAUUUCAAUCUGGUUUAUUCAAGUUAUGUUAGGCGUAUGACAACUGACUGAACUGUGUAAUACGAACUCGAAAAUGACCUUUGCGACGACUUUGGUACAUACUCAUUGAGGUCUCGUCAUAAGGAGAUCGUAAUCUUCCAAAUGGUUAUAUCUAAAAGUUUUCAAAUAUGGCGCAAACUUAUUUUUGCAUUUCUUAGACCAAAUUUAACUUCUUUCUCAAAAUACUUUCUUGAUUACUGACACUAAUAAACAGUUUGUAGAGUGCUUGUCACAUCUGAACUUUUCCAUUCAUCUAUUUACUAACUCGCUGUCUAUUCUACGACACUAUAGUAUUACAACCUUACCGACCCCACUAACGUAACAUUACGCGUUGAAAUCUACCUUAAGGUAGUGGAGCUGAAGCUACACAAUUUCCAGUUACGAACUAUAAUUAAAACACCACUACUUUUCACGUUAUAAUUUCUGAUAACCGACUUGAGUUACAAUGACAACGCUUCUAACAUAAGCUUUUUUAUAUGAUAAAACUAACUCUGCUAGCAUAACAGUUUUUAAAUACGUUAAUGUCAUAACAACAACCGAAGCUACUAACAUUCCAGGACAAAGUACCCCUUAGCAAUUCGCGGCAAUCAAAUAUGAACUUAGCAUAUGGCUUAGGUUGUAAGUGCAUUUACCCUUGAAAUCGAAAUUGGUGCAGAGUAGCACAAAUUCUUGAGCUCGUAACCAAUUUUUUAACAUUCUUCACUACCUUGUCGCCCUCCUCCCAACAGAAGACAUUGUUGUUACAGAAUACCGUAGUCUAGGCUGCUGGGCCGACACCUCCGAGUGGCGAGAUCCAUCUAAACGCGCCAUGAUGGUGAUGGAAGGCUUAGAUCCCAAUUUGGCCGACAACUACCACGAGCGAAAACAGCCAAUCAGCAAGUGCGCUGACGUAGCUAAGAGGUUGGGUCUUAAAGUUUUUGCCAUACAAAAUGGAGGUCAAUGUUUUGGUGGCGCUGAUGACAAUGGUUACAAGAGGUAUGGAUCGUCUGAGAACUGCGGUGACGGAGUAGGGGGAACCUUGGCCAACGACGUCUACAAGCUCUGAGUGUUUCGAUUUCAAAUAUUUCUUAUUUUGGGAAAGUACCUUAGCCUUAUAGCAAUCAUACAGCAGGCUGAACCUGCAUCAUCCGAAGUAAAAUUGCAGGUUAGGCACGGGUGCAAUGAACAGUUAAAACACCGCUCUGGCAAAAUUUGAGCUUUUUAAGUGCGGUAGUAUAAGUUUUUACAUAAGUUUGAAUCAAUUUUCAUAUAGAAAAAACGAUGCAUUCUCUCAAAGAGAGAAAAAGGAGUAGUUUUUAAAACUUAAUUAUUGCAUUUCCGAGUACUUUC
Molecule: messenger RNA, 24246 nt
Organism: Pocillopora meandrina
Lineage: Eukaryota; Metazoa; Cnidaria; Anthozoa; Scleractinia; Pocilloporidae
Source: the annotation of a GenBank genome assembly